CUCGGUUCCACUAUCCAAAUCUUCCAGCAUAAAGUCCUCCCCCAAAUUCAGAAGCUAUCGUCAUGGGUUCAGAAACUUUCCUAGAAGUGAUCUUGGCCAUACUUCUUCCACCUGUUGGGGUCUUCCUUCGUUAUGGCUGUGGAGUAGAGUUCUUGAUAUGUUUGUUGCUGACAAUAUUGGGAUAUAUACCAGGGAUUAUAUAUGCAAUAUAUGUACUAGUGGGAUAGUUUGUGACAAGGUUUUGAGUUUUGAAAGAAUAAUGGCAACAACAUUGUGGGUUUGUCCAGUUUGGUGAUUUUCAUUAUUGUGGUUUGUAAUCUGGGAUCUUAGCUCGUUUUCCUUGUAAAUGGUCAUGUGUUUUGUUAUGUUUUCUAUCAGAAUUGUUGUGGCAUACAGAAACUGAUUGAAUGUGUGUUAAGGUUUGUUUGGAAAUAUGGUAUAAUAUGUGAGCUGCUUGUUUGGAUUGGCAUCAGGAGAGAUUAAAA
Molecule: messenger RNA, 485 nt
Organism: Rosa rugosa (rugosa rose)
Lineage: Eukaryota; Viridiplantae; Streptophyta; Magnoliopsida; Rosales; Rosaceae
Product: salt stress-induced hydrophobic peptide ESI3
Exons: 2
Coding region: 63-227 (54 amino acids)
Cellular component (GO): membrane
Source: RefSeq, a predicted model, not a curated record